AUGGUGACCACCAAUGUGACCAUCCCAGCCAGCCUGUCCAUAACACUAUGCCAUAGACUAAAUAUUGAAGAUAACGCAGACAUAGCUAACUAUCAGACUCUGCCUACAAUCCCUUCAUCCAUCAAGAUCUUAAGGUGAGUCCUUACAAAGAAGAUAUGUCCUGUAUGUAUUCAUUUUAUUUAAUAUAGUUUCAACCAAGAUAAUUUAAAUAAACUUCUGAGCCCCUAUCACUCACUAUAUGGUGGGAUAUACAGUAGCCAUAGGCAUCAAACUCUCUGAAGAGCAUCAUUAUGUGGUAGGCUAUUAUAAAGAUGUAGUUUUCAAGGCUUAGGCAAUAGGCACUUAUGCUCAUAGUGUUAAGAUUUCCAUGCUGUCAGCAUGUUUGCACAAAUACUGUAUGGUGAAGAAGCCAUCAUUUCACUUUUUUACGAAUGGAGUUGGGUUAAUAAUUUUGUUAAAAUAACCAUGGGCAUUUUUUUACAUUAAAGUUAUUGAAAAUUCCAUUCAAAUUAAUAUAACACCUAUUUGAAGUGUACCAAAAUAUAAAAACACCUGCCAGUUGGCAAAUGUUCUAAUAAAAACUAACGGGGUGAUGGAGAACAGAUGCCCAAAGUAUCCUGAUGCAAUUUGCCUGUUUUUGGGCGGAUGAUGCCUUCACAUGUCAAUAUCUUCACAUGUCAAUAUCGUCCUAAAAUAAUCUCAAAGCACCGCUGAACCCUGGCUACCCCCCCCCCCCCCUGCUAUCACUGGACCGCUGCUCUGCCGCGUGUCCUCUACAACGCGUGUGGAUGCGCUAAAAGAAUGACGAGAUUUACUUAUUCUGAGUAUCUAUCGCAAUUUCGUUAUGGUGGGAACAAGAGCAACCCGUCUUUAGGUAAGGUAUCCAAUGAUGUGAGGCGAUGCGUUGAGCGGCGACGGCAGAACGACUUUGUGUCAGAGUCAGCGGAGUGAGUCUUUUGUUAAUUGUGAAGUGCAGGGCAAUCCCCGUGGACUAAAUGAUUGGGGUCUGUUUCAGUCUAUAAAAAAUGUAUAUUUUAUAUAAUAAAUUAUAAUAUUUAUUGAUUUACAAGGACCAUACAUUAUUGCCAUUAUAUCUAAACUAUGGAAAAUAAAAUCACGGAUUUGCCUACUCUUUAUUUAAAAAUAUUAACAACUAGAUUUAUGAGAGAACUCGGUAUCAUAAACCUGCAUCUAUUAACCUACAUUCUGCAUUCUCUUCAAGUCAUUUGCCUUCCCUCUUCAUUGUAGGGAUGUAGAUCCAAUAGUGUUUGCCAUCCAGAGAGGAGAUGCUCAAGCUGUGAAAGAGCUGUCAGUGGCUGCACCACUCAGCCUGAUGAAAGAGAACAAAGAAGGAUGGAUACCUUUGCAUGAGGCUGCACAUUGUGGCCAAGCUGAAUGCAUAAAGGCACUGCUGAAAGGUACACAUUGAAAGCAUCAUUUUUACAGUCUUGAAAUGCAAACCCUUGCCUAUGUUAAUGGCGCUAACUUAAAUUGGGGUUGAAUUAUAGACUGGAUGUUAAAGCAUUUUGUUUAUGUGUAUAUUAUUUCCACUCCAGCCCAACCAGGAUCAGUUGACAAGCGCACCCUCCAGGAACAGACUGCUCUAAUCCUGUCAGUUUCCAGUCAGCGACUGUCCUGUGUGCAAUGCCUUCUACAGGCAGGGGCAGACCCUGACAUCAGCAGCAAGAACAAAGAGACUCCCCUAUACAAAGGUACAGCUCCCCACGUGGCUAUAACAUGAGAGUGUAAGAUAUGGUUUUGAGGAAUAUGUAGGCCUAUACUGAAGCAUGGUGUCUUCUGCCAGUCUGUCUAACCCAAUGUCCUUUGAUGCCUUCCAGCGUGUGAGUGGGAGAACGUGGACAUGGUGAGCCUCAUCCUGUCAUACGGUGCCACAGUGAACCAGAGGUGUAACCGGGGCUGGACAGCCCUCCACGAGGCAGUGUGCAGGGACAACGUAGAGAUCUGUGAGAUGCUGGUUAGGGCAGGAGCCAACAUUAACCCUCCCAAUACCUACAGCAUCACAGCACUCAUAGUAGCAGCCCAGCAAGGAUGUGUAGAGGCCAUGCGAUACCUCAUUAGGAAAGGUAGGUUACAGUGUGUGUAAUGCUGUAACAGAUGACAUGGUUGGCCCUAUAAUACACCCCUGCUAUAUGGCUUUUUACUGUAAUCACCUUAUUCACACAGACAAUGAAAACUCCUAAUAAUGAGGUGAUACAUUCAUUCUUAUUACAGUCAUUCAGUUUUCUGCAAAGUCACUGACGGUGUGUUCUUUUUCCUCAGGUGCUGACAUCAACAUGCAGACGUGUGAUGGUGCUACAGCCCUGUAUGAGGCCAGUAGAAAUGGCCACAGGGAGAUAGUGGAGCUGCUACUCUCUCACAACCCAGAUGCCAACAAACCCACCAAGACAGGACUCCUACCUCUACACGUUGCUGCUCAGUAUGGACACCAUGAGUAUGUACGAGUGCACUAUAUUCCUCCUGUCGUGUCUCUCUUGUAUUACUCUUAUGUACAGUACUAAUGUCCCCUUGUUCCAGUAUUGUGUCCCUGCUUGUCCCAGUCACCAGUCGGGCCAGAGUUCGCCACAGCGGGAUCAGCCCCCUCCACCUGGCUGCAGAGCACAACCGGGACAUGGUCACAGCCAUACUGCUCAAGACAGGUGCCGAUGUCAACGCCACACUAUCCCACAAUCGCUCCAUGCAGUAUUCGGAUCACUGCGCCACAGCACUCUACUUUGCCAUUUCCAAUGGCAGCACUAAGACAGUAGAAAUGUUACUGAAAGCUGGUGCUAAUCUGAGCCUGGACCCAGUCAACCCUCUACUAGCAGCUGUAAGACAGGGGUUGUACCAGGACUGUCUCUCUACUGCUGGAGCAUGGGGCUGACGUUAACACCAGCAUCCCAUCCUGUCCUACCACCUUCCCUGGUGCUAUCAUACUCUGUAUGAAUAACCUACCUCUUCUCAAGUGCCUUUUGGAUAAUGGCUGUGAUGCAUGGGCCUACUUCAGAUGUGCUUAUGGUUGCAGCCCACACCCAGCCCAGGACAGCAUGGGCAGCAUAGUCAUCGACAUCAACACUGUACUGCCCACCAAUGACAUGUCUCUUUUAACCUGCACAGGACCUGUUGCCAGUAAAGUACAGGUAAGGCAAAGUAGGCUCCUAUUGUGAUUAGGAUUAUUCUGGGACCUUGAUAAAUAGCUUUUUUUCUUCUUGGCAUGAUGCUCAUUAUCUUUUCUUUCUGUUCAUUCUUAUAUCCCUUAGUUUUGUGAGUUGAUCUCAUCACCAUCUGUGCGUAACUGGGCAGGGCCCAUCGUAGACUUACUGCUGGACUACGUUGGUAAUGUUCAACUGUGUGCCAGACUCACCAAGCUCCUGGAUGGACGGCAGGAAUGGCCCAGCAUCAAGACCAAGUCAUGUGAGUACAUCAAUGAACACACACACACAAACAGGUGGGACAAUCUAACACAGCGUCCCCUACUGUUUCCUCAGUGUCAGCCCGUCCACUGAUGCACCUGUGCAGGCUAAGGAUCCGUGAGCAGAUGGGUGUGUCCAGACUCAGGUCUCUGGACAGCCUACCCCUCCCAGAUAGACUGCUGCAGUACCUCAGCCUGACCAGACACAGCUUUGAUGACUUCUGCCCUGAUGGCAAAUAA
Molecule: messenger RNA, 3649 nt
Organism: Coregonus sp. 'balchen'
Lineage: Eukaryota; Metazoa; Chordata; Actinopteri; Salmoniformes; Salmonidae
Source: the annotation of a GenBank genome assembly